Pseudogymnoascus verrucosus is the source of this 963-nucleotide messenger RNA. RefSeq lists its product as uncharacterized. The transcript is spliced from 2 exons. The record is from RefSeq and is a predicted model, not a curated record. Gene Ontology annotation, biological process: secondary metabolic process. Gene Ontology annotation, cellular component: cytoplasm; cytosol. Gene Ontology annotation, molecular function: hydrolase activity; carboxy-lyase activity. Bases 1 to 963 code for a protein of 320 amino acids. NCBI's taxonomy places the organism in Eukaryota, Fungi, Ascomycota, Leotiomycetes, Thelebolales, Thelebolaceae.
AUGGCUAAUCGCGUGGAUGUUCAUCACCACUUCGUCCCGCAGUUCUACCGCGAUGCUGUGCUCGGUGCAGGCGGAGAUCCCUCAGGGUGGGAGAUCCCGCAGUGGUCGAAGGAGUCCGACAGAGAAUUCAUGAAGAAAUACGGUGUAUCGACCACAAUUCUCUCACUUACGGCCCCUGGAGCGUGCAUCCUCAAGGGAGAAGCCUCCGCAAAGCUUGCCCGAGAUGCCAACGAGUAUGCUGCCAAGAUGCGAGAUGACAACCCCUCCCAGUACGGGUUUCUUGCCGCCCUGCCUUCACUGCUCGACAAAGAGCUCGCUCUCCGGGAGUUGUCAUAUGCACUGGACGUGCUUAAGGCCGAUGGAGUUACCUUUUUUACACGGUAUGGUCCGGACAACCAUUAUCUAGGCCAUCCUGAUUUAAGGUACGCGUGGGAAGAGGUGUCAAAGCGAAAGACUGUCGUUUUCGUCCACCCAACUCAUCCGGUAGACACCAACUUAAUCAGCAAGUUACUUCCUCAACCGGUAAUCGACUACCCUUUCGAGACCACUCGUACGGCCGUUGAUCUCCUCGCAUCAAGAACUGUUCGAGAUUUUCCAGACGUCAAGAUAAUCCUUUCCCACGGCGGAGGAACUCUUCCAUACAUCAUUGGCCGCCCUGCAACAGUCUUGCCGUACUUGUCCAAAGACUUUUGCACUGAAGAUGUCAUAGAGGAGGCGCGAAACUUUUACUAUGAUACAGCUGUCGCUGGCAGCGAGAAUGUUCUCACAAUUCUGGAAAAGUUUGCAAAGCCAGGCCAUGUGUUGUACGGCAGUGACUAUCCUUACGCUGGACCUGGCAUCAUCACUUAUCACACGGAUGGUUUGGAUGCUUUCGAGUACAAGAAUAAAGGUCUUCUGCAAGAGAUUAACACUGAUGGAUCUCUAGAGCUAUGGCCGAGACUGAAACAGUACUACGGGAAGUAG